AUGUCAUCUAGUGUCCCUUCGCAACCUGUUGUUGUUCCUAUUCCCGCGGCCCAAGCCGCCGUUGUCGCUGCACCCAUUCCUUCGCCUUCCUCGUCGUCACUCUGGGACCGCGUCUCAAAAUGGGCAUCGGAGCAUAAAGCUGUUGUCUAUACAAUUGCUGGAGUAGCCGUUGUCGUAACCAGUGCAGGUGUUGUAUAUUAUUUAUCCGACACAGGGCGAGUAUCAGCUGCGGGACACGGCGAAAAGAGAAAGAGCAAGAAGGAACGUCGACGAGAGAAGAAAAAGGCCGAAGAGGAGAAAAAGGCAGAAGCCGCAAAGGCCCUGGAACCACAAUCAAAACAGUCAGAAGAGCCGGAAGAGCUCCCGGAAGUGGACGAGACGUCCGUUGAAGCAUUAGACGCAGAGACUCGGGCUCUUUACGCGAGCAGAUUGAAGGCCGCCGGUAACAAAGCUUUUGGCUCGAAGGACUACAACAAGGCAAUUGAAUUAUACGGCAAGGCAAUAUUAUGCAAACCAGACCCCGUAUUUUACUCCAACCGUGCCGCUUGCUACAAUGCCCUUAGCGAAUGGGACAAAGUGGUGGAAGACACCACGGCAGCAAUUGCAAUGGAUGAUGAGUAUGUCAAAGCCAUGAACCGAAGAGCAAACGCCUACGAAAAGCUCGAAAAAUAUAGCGAUGCGCUUUUGGAUUACACUGCUAGCUGUAUUAUAGAUGGUUUCGCCAACGAGACCAGCAAGCAGGCAGUGGAACGAUUGCUCAAAAAGCUGGCUGCUCAGAAAGCCAGUUUCAUUAUGGAAAAGAAGGGCAAAAAACUUCCGAGUGCCACCUUUGUUUCUAAUUAUCUUCAGAGCUUCCGACCGAAAUCAAAUCCAGAAGGCUUGAGCGAAGACACAGAGCUGGAUGAGGAGAGCGGCAUGGGCCAACUCCGAAAGGGUUUCCAGGGCAUCGCCAAGCAUACCAGUGAUGGCUAUGAAGAGGCUGCCCGCGCUUUUGAGAAGGCCUUGGAGUUAGGCGAGCUGGCCAGCCUCGAGCCGCUUGCGUUAAACAUGCGUGCCACCUUUACUUACCUCGCCGGUGAUGCAAACGCAGCUCUGAAAGACUUGAAUAAAAGCAUUGAGCUAGAUCCUCUUUUUGUACAAAGCUAUAUCAAACGAGCCAGUUUACAUCUCGAAAUGGGCAACCAGGAAGCUGCAGCGGAUGACUUCGACCUUGCCCUUGCGCAGAACAAGGACGAUCCUGACAUCUACUAUCACCGGGCCCAGCUGCAUUUUAUCCUUGGAGAACUAGCUGAAGCUGCUAAGGACUAUCAGAAAUCGAUAGAUCUGGAUCGAGACUUCAUCUAUUCCCAUAUUCAACUCGGUGUGGCACAGUACAAAAUGGGCUCCGUUGCGUCUGCAAUGGCUACGCUCCGACGAACGCUGAAAAAUUUCGAAAAUGUUGCUGAUGUAUACAACUACUACGGGGAGCUACUUCUUGACCAACAGAAGUUUUCUGAGGCUAUUGAAAAAUUCGACAGAGCUGUUGAGCUCGAGAAGAGCAACAAACCGUGGGGAAUCAAUGUGCUGCCUUUGAUUAAUAAAGCUCUUGCGCUGUUCCAAUGGAAACAUGACUUCCAAGAGGCUGAGAACCUUUGCCAGAAAGCUCUCAUCAUCGAUCCCGAGUGCGAUAUUGCGGUGGCCACUCUCGCCCAACUGCUCUUGCAACAGGGAAAGGUCUCGCAGGCACUCAAGUAUUUUGAGCGAGCGGCUGAACUCGCGCGCACAGAAGCAGAAGUCAUCAACGCCAUCUCGUAUGCCGAAGCGACUCGUGCCCAGCUCGACGUGCAAGACCGGUACCCCAAGCUCGCGGCACGGUUGGCACAGAUGGGAGGGGCACCUGGUCUUGGCGGGGUUUUCUAA
Messenger RNA from Ophidiomyces ophidiicola, 1899 nucleotides. RefSeq names its product TOM (translocase of outer membrane) complex component (gene TOM70). Gene Ontology annotation, cellular component: mitochondrial outer membrane. The transcript has 4 exons. The coding region runs from base 1 to 1899 and encodes 632 amino acids. Gene Ontology annotation, biological process: intracellular protein transport. The record is from RefSeq and is a predicted model, not a curated record. Gene Ontology annotation, molecular function: protein binding; protein-transporting ATPase activity. NCBI's taxonomy places the organism in Eukaryota, Fungi, Ascomycota, Eurotiomycetes, Onygenales, Onygenaceae.